Messenger RNA from Corvus hawaiiensis (hawaiian crow), 3524 nucleotides. It is a transcript of the gene DEPDC1B, whose product is annotated as DEP domain containing 1B. The record is from RefSeq and is a predicted model, not a curated record. The transcript has 11 exons. Gene Ontology annotation, biological process: positive regulation of Wnt signaling pathway; intracellular signal transduction. Lineage: Eukaryota; Metazoa; Chordata; Aves; Passeriformes; Corvidae. The coding region runs from base 36 to 1625 and encodes 529 amino acids.
UCAAACGCAGCGCGGAGCCGGCGGGGCCGUGCCCGAUGGAGCCGCGGCUGGUGGGGCCCGGGCCGUACCGCGCUACCCGCCUGUGGAACGAGAUAAUCGAGCUCUUCCGUGCUGGGAUGCCCUUACGGAAGCAUCGCUGUCGUUUCAAGAGCUACGAGCGCUGCUUCAAAGCCUCGGAGGCAGUGGACUGUUUGCAUGAGCUACUUGGCUCUAACCAAAACUUUGGCCCAGAAGUGACUCGUGAUCAAACGGUUAAGCUGCUUAAAAAAUUCCUGAAAAAUCAUGUUAUCGAAGAUAUUAAAGGAAGGUGGGGCAAAGAGGACUUUGAAGACGAUGGCCAUUUAUAUCGAUUUCCUCCUUCCUCACCACUGAAGUCAUAUCCAAAGAAACCUUCAUGUGGAAAGGAAGUAAUUAAAUUUCCAGACUGGAAUGAACCGAAAGCUGGCACUUCUCAAGAAUAUAUCCCAGUGAAAUCCAUCACAAUGAACUCUGAGAUGUGGUACAAGCGACACAGUAUAGCUAUCGGGGAAGUACCAGCAUGCAAACUAGUGUUCCACAGAGAGCUAACACAAACAAAUAUAGAAGAGAUAUGGAAAUCCAUGACUUUGUCACGAUUACAGAAGGUCUUGGGUUUGGAUUCUCUGGAUGAAGUGUUAGAUGCAAAACUUGUGAAUUCAAAACAUAUAGUUCAAAAUGUUUACAAUGUCAAUAAGCAAGGCAUUGUCACUUUAGAAGACAAAUCAAAAGAACUACCUCACUGGAUAUUAUCUGCAAUGAAAUGUCUAGCAAAUUGGCCCAGCUGCUCAGAUCUGAAGCAGCCUACAUACUCAGGGUUUGAAAGAGAUGUCUUCAAAACUAUAGUGGACUACUUUGGCCAGAUGAAAGAGCCUCUUCUCCCAUUUCAUUUUUUUGAUAUUUUUGUUAGUGUGUUAGGACUGCUGCAAAAACCCAGCAAGGCUGUAGAAGCUCUUCAGAUAUCUUGUCUCCUGCUGCCACCAGAAAAUAGGAAAAGACUACAGCUGUUGGUGAGAAUGAUGGCAAGAAUUAGCCUGAACCAGGAUUUGCCACCUCUUUCUGAAUCAGUGAGGACCAGAACUUUGAUAGUUCAGGCAUUUUCCCGUUGUAUUCUCUGCUCAAAGGAUGAAAUAGACUUGGAUGAACUUCUUGCUGCUAAACUAGUAUCUUUUCUCAUGGACAAUUAUCAGGAGAUCUUAAGUGUUCCUUCUGCUUUAAAGUCUUCCAUAGAGGAUCAUGUUGUACAUCUUCAGAGAGUCCAAAUAAAAUACGCAGGGGCUGAUAGUGAUGCAACACUUCCUCCUCCAUCAUUUUGUCACCAAAUCAGUACAGAUGAAUUUGAAUACCAAAGGGCAACUGGCUCUCAAGAACCACUGGCAGCUUUGUUGGAAGAAAUAGUAAUGAAUAAAGAAAUAUCUGUGAAAGAUAAAAAGAAGAAGCUCAAGCAAUUUCAGAAAUCUUACCCUGAAGUCUACAGAGUACGAUUUCCUACCCCUGAAACUGAAGCAAUGCUAUUUCCUGAAAAAACUAAACAGAAACCACCAAUACUGAUGUGGGCCUUAAAAAAGCCUUUUCAACCAUUUCACAGAACCAGAAGCUUUCGGAUGUAAAUGGUUUGAAAUAUAUCAACAAACGAACUGUGACUGCAUCUUGUCAAUGAUCUCAUGCAAAAGGAGCCUGAGCACCAUGUGGUUACUCAAAAAAACUACUGGGGAUACUGCUAAGAUCAUAGAAAAUGUUGAAAGAAGAGGAGAGUAUUGAGGUGGUAGAAAUGUGAACCAUUAUCAGUAUUUUUGUAAAGCAUUAUUUUUUUAAAUGUCUGUUACUUUAAAACAAGCACCAAAAAAUGGUAACAAAAAAACUCUAAACAAACAAACCCACCAUACACUCAAGGGGAUUAUUCUGUAUGUGGGUGAUAAGGUACACUUGCUAUGGUUUGGUUUGACUAUCAUUUUAAGGUCUAAAUGUAUUUGUAUGUAAUGUAUUCUUUGCAACUAGUCAACAGCUUUUUUUUUUCCCUCCCCGAAAAUGAGUGUCUUGCAUAAACUAGGCUGUAUUUGUGCACAUACAGUGUGAGGAAUUAACAUGCUUGACUAAGUAUGAAACACUGGCUUUUGCUUUGCUUUUUGUGAGAGGCUGCAAUAUUAAAGGUUAAUGAUGCAACCAAUCGGCUGUUUGCAAAAGAUGCAGGUGCUUUGCUGAGGCCAGGUUUGCACCCCUCAACCACAGGAGAAGGGGAGAGUUUUUGGGUGUGUGGUUAUGAAACCUCUGAUCUGCAUAACAAACAGCCCAGGUGCAGAGGGGAUGAGCAUCCAUCACCAGAGGAUGACAGUGACAAACCCACCGUUGUGUAGCAACAAGCUGGGGUUUGGAACAGAUAAGGGAAAACAGAUAAGAAGCAGAUCCUGCAAUAUGGGAUACUGCUUUUUAUCAUGCCAAUUUCCUCCCUUACACAACUGUCUCAGGUGUAAAACUCUCCCCUAUCCUGAGAUACAGGGACAUUCACAACACGGCCUGAGGGUAUUCAUCCAUUCUGUUAAAGCAGAACUGGCUCAAUUAUGCUGGCAUGACAAACAGGGGUCAUGUCUUUGCCCCCAGACUCAUUUUUUGGGCCUUCUGCCAGAGGACUGCACAUGAUCCGCAGUGUUAUGAGGAGAACUACCUGGGCAUUCCCACCUGAAAAUAUUGAACCCAUUGAACUUUGGAUUUCAGGGACUUCCCUUACCCCUGAGGGAUCAAAACUGUAACCAUCACUUCGACCAUGGGACAUCUAAAUUGCAAUGAUCAGAUCUCAUAUGGUGGUGCUAUCUUUCCUCUUCACUAUCUGCUCUUAUCCUUUCUUUUCAUCAUAUAUUUUCACAAGUGUAAUAAUUAUACUUUUAUAUUGCUAUAUUUCUAUAGAUAAUAACCAAAUCUGCUAUGUUCUUCCUUUCCAUUUUAAUCAAAUUAUUCCAAAAUCAACCUGUUGUCUGUCUGUCUGUCUAUCUAUCUAUCUUUCUGUUUAUAAAAACCCCACCAUUCAUUCAGUGUUGUUUCAUGCUAGUCUGCAGUGAGGGAUCUAUUAACAAGAACUUCAGUUAACCUGCCUCAGGGGCAGGUUGUAACAUUGCUGACCCUGACACAGCAGAUUUAUUUUUGAAAACUAAUUCUCAAUUUUCUGAUACAUAUGGUGCAUUAUAGCUUGAGUGAACUUCUGUUGAAAUUCCAUUAACUUUAUGUAGUCCUGACCCAUUCUGAUAGGCAACCCAGCCUUUUUCCCCUAUGCUCUUACUGCAUAUUGCUGUACAAAGGUGGGUGCUUGACAAUAGAAUAUACUUUAUCAGAAAAAUUUAGUCUUGAGCUUCCUCUAAAAAUGGAAUUCAGUUGUUGAAGUGACAUUGUAGCGUACAUUCUUUUAUUGAUUAGUUUUGCAUCGUGAAAUCUAGUGUACUUAUAACCUGACUGUACAUAUUACAUAGUUGAUUCUGAGAGCACUUUCUUAGCUAUUAAAGCAUUGCCAUUUUCCUGUA